Bacidia gigantensis is the source of this 249-nucleotide messenger RNA. RefSeq lists its product as uncharacterized. Lineage: Eukaryota; Fungi; Ascomycota; Lecanoromycetes; Lecanorales; Ramalinaceae. The transcript is spliced from 2 exons. The record is from RefSeq and is a predicted model, not a curated record. Bases 1 to 249 code for a protein of 82 amino acids.
AUGCCAACCAAGUCUCCUCAGGAGCCUGAUGACCUGGUAUACGGCAAGGGCACUGAACAGACCGAGCACAAGUGCGGCGGAAAAGAGUACCAUACCGAGAUGCCCGACAGAAGCUUUGACAUCGGUAGUGGCACGGCACGUGGACUACGCUUCGGUCAAUAUUUCAAGCACUACGGUGUUAUUAAGGAUGACUGCCAUAAGAUCCAAUACUCAUCCUGCGCAUUGUUUCAAUAUUCGGAUGCUUCAUAG